CAGCGUGGGUUUUUACGAGGUGCUCCUGAACGCCUCACUGAUUUAGCACCUGAUGCAAUCAAACCUGCAACCAGAUGCGUGGUGUGUUUGUCCUGCAUGCGAGACGGACGCCCGCAAAGCGGCGUGAUGCGCUCCUCCACCACUGUAAGGUAAUCCUAAUCUGCAGCUGAUCUGACAUUUCCUCCAUGAGCAGAAACUGAAACUAACGGAGACGCAUGAACGCUCCUUUAAAAGGAGAACCUGCUGAUGGUGCUGCGUUCAGCGUCUUGGUUCUGCUGGGCUGAGCCUCGGUGUGUCGUCUCCGUCAUGGCUGAGGGACACGAUGAGGACUCCCUGCUCCUCCCUCCCUGCUCCUCCCCUCCCCAGCCUCCAUGGAGUCUCUCGGAGCCGGAUAAAGCCGUUCCGGUCCGGCAGCCCUCCACUGGUUUCUACGAGGAGCUCUUCUGGAGCCUGCGGGCCCCCGUCCCUCUGGCCGGGGCGUUCAUGUCCUCUGGACCCCAGAGCGACGUGGUGAAGCAGGGCUACCUGGGGAAGCUGGACAGGAACCGCAGGAGGUACUUUGUGCUGAGAGCGGGGAGCCACACCGGGCCGAGCCGGCUGGAGUGGUACAAGAGCCGAGAAAGGUUCACGGCCGUGGAGAAGUCCGCUGGGAGGUCGGUGCUGUUCGGAUCCAACAAGCAAGGGGUCGUCUACCUGCGCUGCUGCCUGGGCGUCAGCCGGAUCGGUAACUCCCGCAAAGGCCACGUGGUGGAGCUGUACGCCAAAGACCACACCGUGGUGCUGCUGGCGGAGGACCAGCAGCAGAACCAGGACUGGUAUGCAGCCAUCAAGACCCUGAUGGAGGAGGAGCAGAGAGAUGAAGAGCACGGCGCCGAGGAAGACGACGAUGGGUACUGCACCCUCCCCCCUGGAUCUUUCUUUAAGGAGGUUUGGCCCGUCUCAGUGAAACCUCGCGGUCUGGGCAGCUCCAAGCCCCUCAGCGGGGAGAACCGGCUCUGCCUCACCGCCACCUCCCUGGUGUUGGUCCGGCUGGGAGCCGGUUCGGAGCUGCCGUCCGUCACCAUCCCUCUGCUGAGCGUCCGCAGGUUCGGACACCUGGACGGCCUGUUCUACCUGGAGCUGGGCCGGUCGGCGCCCAACGGUCCCGGGGAAAUCUGGAUGGAGGCGAAGCAGCAAGCCCUGGCCCAGCAGAUCCACGAGUCCAUACGGGAGACGGUUCGAGCCCUGCGAGCCCUUCCGGGCCUCAGCGGGUCACCGGCCUCCAGCCACAGCCAGCAUCCGGGCCUUUGGGCCUCAAAGCGCUGCCGGCCCAAAAACAGAGACAGGCCGGGGAACGUGAGGCCGGCACAGUCCAGAACCUCAGACCCGCAAAAGAGUCCCGCCCCGAGUCCCCUGAGGUCCAACAUGAGCGAUGACGGCAAGCCGGACACCACCAGCUCUCCCCUCAGUCCCUCCAGAACCCAGCAGGGCCCGGCGUCGGGGGCCGCAGCGGCAGCCUGUAAGCUGCAGAGCUGGAGCUCCUCAGAGGGGGAGGAGCUGCUGGGGUACAUGGUCAUGACCCCCCAGGCCGGAAUCAAACCCUCUGCUCCGCCUCAGGAUGACUAUGUGACCAUGGAGAGCCCGCAGAGGCUGGACCGGACGGCGUGCUCCUCCUCCUCCUCCCUUCACACCUUAUUCAGCAGCCUCACCUGCGACAGCCCGUCAUCUCUGCACGCUGUCGACCUUCGCUGUCCGCUUGCUCUGCUUCCUGGCGCGGCUCCUCCAGCUGUCGCCCGGCGGGACCCGGCUCCGCCCACGGCCUGUACUCCACGCGUGUGGAGGGCCUCCAGCGGCUCGGCCGUCCCGGACCCCGACCUCCUGCGGUCUGCGGUCAGAAGGUCCUGGCUCCCCGCGUGUCUCCUGUCCUGUCUCAGAGGUGGAGACAGAGGCUGACGGGUGGAGACGACUCCGGACCCUCCAGACCUGCAGCUCCUCUGGGGUCUUCACCUGGAGCCUCAGGUGUUCCUCUCCUGUGCAUUCUGGGGUCGAAAGACUCAAAGAUCAGAAGUUCUACAGGUUUCAGAAAUGUGAAGGAAAAUAAAGUUCAUCUUCUUGAAGUUC
This is a messenger RNA of Oryzias latipes (Japanese medaka), 2100 nucleotides long. The record is from RefSeq and is a predicted model, not a curated record. NCBI's taxonomy places the organism in Eukaryota, Metazoa, Chordata, Actinopteri, Beloniformes, Adrianichthyidae.